UUAAUCUUGUUUUGCAGUGCAGUUAGCAGAAGGCAGCUGCAGCAGCCUGGAAAUUACCAUGGAAGAGAUCCUGAAAAGAGAAUUGAAAACUUCGGUUCUGAAAGCCUUUGGGAGCUCGGGAGGAGGAUACAUUAGCCAAGGCCAAGGUUAUGAAACAGACAGUGGAAGAGUAUUUGUUAAAAUCAACCAUAAGCCUCAGGCUAGAAAAAUGUUUGAAGGGGAAAUGGCAAGUUUGGAAUCAAUUCAGAAAACCAAUAUUGUGAGAGUGCCUCAGCCUAUUAAAGUAAUUGACCUUCCUGGAGGAGGAGCAAUGUUUGUCAUGGAGUACCUAAAGAUGAAGCACCUCAACAAAUACUCUUCAAAGCUUGGAAAGCAGAUAGCAGAGCUUCAUCUUUAUAACCAGUCACUCAGAGACAAGUUGAGAAAGGAGGGAAACACAGUUGGUAAAGGAGCCAGUCACUCUGAGUUUCAGUAUGUGGAUAAGUUUGGAUUCCAUGUAGCCACUUGCUGUGGUUACAUACCACAGGUGAAUGAAUGGCAGAGUGAUUGGCCUUCUUUCUUUAUUCGUCACAGACUCCAGGCGCAAUUGGAUUUGAUUGAAAAAGAUUAUGGAGACAGAGAAGCAAGAGAACUUUGGUCACAGUUAAAAAUAAAGAUUCCUGAAAUGUUCCGUGAUGUAGAAAUUGUUCCUGCCCUCCUGCAUGGGGACAUGUGGGCAGGAAAUGUGGCUGAGGAUGACUCUGGGCCAAUUAUCUUUGACCCUGCUUCCUUCUAUGGCCAUUCAGAGUUUGAACUGGCCAUUGCUGGAAUGUUUGGUGGCUUUAGCAGCUCAUUUUUCUCUGCCUAUCACAGUGAAAUACCCAAAGCUCCAGGAUUUGAGAAACGAAAUAAAUUGUAUCAGCUCUUUAAUUACAUAAACCACUGGAACCAUUUUGGGACAGGAUACCGAGGGUCUACCCUAAAUCUAAUGAGAAAACUUUUAAAAUAAUCAGAUUGGUAUGAGAAAUAAUGACCCAGUCCCUUAAGUAAUUAGCAACCCAUGCUUAUCAGGAGUAAUACAAGGUAGAAAUCAAUGUUGAUGCUAAAACACUGGACAUAUAAAAGGCUCGGAAUAAUUUUGAGCCUUACUAAAUGUUGAGAGUGAUUGUGUAAUUUUUAACUCAUACACUGGCUUACUAGCACUGAUUCAUAUCCUGCUGAAGGAAAAGACUGCAUUGUUUAUGAAGUCUCCACUAGGUUGGAAAAGUAGCGUGACAGUCAGCCUAACCUUACUCUCCAUACAGAGUCUCACAUCUUAGCUGCUGCAUAUCCACAGUUGUUUGCAUCUUGCCACUCCUGCAGCAGUUCAUUAUUGAGAGUUACUGUGGUAGGAAUGUGGUACUGGAAGUAAUCACUGGUUUCCUAUCUCUCCCCUUUUUUAAUCUGUUUUAGUUUUUCCUUCCAUCUGUUUCCACCCCUUUUCCCAUUUAUGUUUGUUUUUGUUCCUUUCCCAUAUAAGAGCUAUGAUCCAAAAUCUAAAUCAGAUUCUAUGAAUCUUAAAAUGAAAACAUUCUCUUUUUGAUUUAAAGGUAAACAGGGCCCUUUCGACUGCUUUUGGCAAGCACAUAUAAUAGCAUUUCUAAUAUUUAUUUUAAUUUAAUGUAAUUUACUUGCAUGCUUUUGUUUUUCUCGCCAUAUGAGAAGUUCAGUCACAGUGGUAUUUCUUAAAAGGGACGUCUCUGGAAUUCCUUGUUAAUUAACUGUACAGUCAGAAAGUGAAUUGUCACCAACAAGUUUGACGAUGUCAUAUAGUUUUAAUAUGAUAUGUCAAUGUGUUGUACUAUGAUAAUAACACCUAAAUAACUGUAAAAACAGCAAACAGUAGGAGGGAGGUUUAGUUGUUUUCAUGACAAGAAAGUAUCUAUUUUGCUGCUGUGUCAGUUGGUGUUUGCUGUAUUUCAAUUUUAGAAAGUAAUGUACAGUAGGCAAAGCUAGUCUGUUCUGCCACUGCAGUUUUAUUGAACAGUGUCAAAUUGGAUAGCUUUAUACUGUUUUAUAGUAUUCCUGUUUUAUUUUUUUAGAAAACAUAGGCAAUGAGGAUGUGGGGAGAAAACUGUGCAACAAGAACACUGGCAUACAAUCUGAGCUAGAGUACAUUAACAAAUUAAUGUUUUUAAUGGAAGAAAGUGGUAAAGAAGGUAAAUGUAAGUACAGUCCAACAUAUACUUAUGUGAAUCAGGAUAUGUGAAUGAGAAUCAAAGGAACCUAUGUCUUUAGGAUUCAGAGGGCUGUAAUUACUAAUACCUAAAAUGUUAUAUUCAGAAAUGCUCAAAUGUUUAGACUUUCUAUCAGCUUUAAAUGGCUGUGCUAUAAAGAGUUCUUAAAAUUAUAUUUUGUAAUUUACACUAUUUAAAAAUAUUUUAGUUCUUUGUAAUAUAAUACAAAUAGUUUAAUUUUUUUACUUCCUUUGAAUUUGGGCUACAAUGAACGGGGUUAUAACACUUGAUACAAUUAUAGCAGUGGAGGAGUGGAAUAAUAGAGUGAGAAUACAGUUGAAAUUGUAGCUGACAGCUAGAAGAUUCAGGUCUGACUAAACAGCAAAGUGCAUGAAUACUAGUAUUAAUUUUUGCAAAAAUGCAGGUAUUGUGUUGCAAAGUACAUAUGAACUUAAGAAUUUUAAUUGUCCAAUAAAAUAAUUGCACUGCAGAAACUA
Messenger RNA from Cygnus atratus (black swan), 2692 nucleotides. It is a transcript of the gene FN3K, whose product is annotated as fructosamine 3 kinase. The record is from RefSeq and is a predicted model, not a curated record. The transcript has 6 exons. The coding region runs from base 59 to 988 and encodes 309 amino acids. Gene Ontology annotation, biological process: fructosamine metabolic process. Lineage: Eukaryota; Metazoa; Chordata; Aves; Anseriformes; Anatidae.